Messenger RNA from Arachis duranensis, 982 nucleotides. RefSeq names its product LEAF RUST 10 DISEASE-RESISTANCE LOCUS RECEPTOR-LIKE PROTEIN KINASE-like 2.8. The transcript has a single exon. Lineage: Eukaryota; Viridiplantae; Streptophyta; Magnoliopsida; Fabales; Fabaceae. Gene Ontology annotation, molecular function: polysaccharide binding. The coding region runs from base 75 to 917 and encodes 280 amino acids. The record is from RefSeq and is a predicted model, not a curated record.
UGUUGUUUAACUAUCUUAUUCAUUUUGCGAAGUUAAUUAAACACAUACACUAAGAUCCUCUGCUAUUUUCUAAAAUGGCUUCUCUGCUUUUUAUGCUCCUCCCUCACUUAAUGAUCCUCUUGAUAUUGAUUCAGAUUCCUCCAUACUUAAGCUCCAAUGAUGAUAACUAUACAAGUUGUGCUGAUACUCGCUAUGAUUGUGGGAAGAUUAACAACAUUGGUUUUCCAUUCUGGGGAGGAAAUCGUCCAAAGCAGUGUGGCCACCCUCUUCUACAACUCAACUGUGAUCCUGAUCAUGACUCCACUACUUACAUAACCAUCAAGAACAUGAGAUACCGGGUUUUGCAAGCAUACCCGGAAAACCAAACCAUGAAGAUAGCAAGAGUUGACUACUUUGAAGGUCUAUGCCCUUCAAAAGCAGUAAACACAAGCCUUGACUUUGAGCUCUUUGAUUAUGGGCCUGGCAAUAAGAAUCUUACCCUCUUCUAUCAUUGUAAUGGAUUGUCCAAUUCCAUCCCCGGAUUUCUUAAUUGUUUCUCAAAUAGAACUUCAAAUGAAUACUUUUAUGCUAGGCCUGAAGCUCUAGGUGCUCCUCCUUCUAGUGUUGUUUGCAGAACAAGUGUGUUUAUUCCAUUGUUGUUGCAACUUGAUGUUGAAGUGGAGUUGUCAUGGAACAACAUAGAAGGUGCUAUCCAAAAUGGAUUCUUGGUGAAAUGGAUAGGAAGUGUAGCAGAAUGUUUCAAGUGUAUGAACUCAGGUGGAGCCUGUGGCUAUGAUUGGAAUUCAAAUCAACCAACAUGUUAUUGCAAAGAUGAGUCUGGCUAUUCAUAUUUGGAUGAUGGGCACAUCAAAAUCUUUGAUGCUUUUGCUACCUCAUCAACUCAAGAUGAUCAUGUCCUUCCAAAUUCAGGUAUGUAAUAUAUAUACAUGAUAUAUGGCUAUUUCAAUUGCAGGUAUUUCCUGUAAGUAGCCGCUUAAACAAG